Messenger RNA from Paraphaeosphaeria sporulosa, 939 nucleotides. RefSeq names its product RmlC-like cupin. The coding region runs from base 272 to 799 and encodes 175 amino acids. The transcript is spliced from 2 exons. The record is from RefSeq and is a predicted model, not a curated record. Lineage: Eukaryota; Fungi; Ascomycota; Dothideomycetes; Pleosporales; Didymosphaeriaceae.
GCCCAUUCGCUCCAGAUCUUCGAAAAGCACAGCAUCUGGCGAAGUCGUGCGAGCUGCCUCCAAUGCCGGACACUCGUAUUACUAUUCCGCUAGCUCCUGCUCCCUUGCAGCUUGGUCGGCUCUCCGCAGUAGUACCUGCUGUCAUAUAUUAGCUUCCUCUUCGCGUCUUCGCUCGAUCCUCCUCUAAUCUUUUGCGCAAACAGUCUUAUACCAAAUCGCAGUUUCGUAAACAUCAGCUCAGCUGAUCACCAACUUUCUGCCCAUCGCCAUCAUGGACGACGAAGCCCGACAGGCUCUCGCCAAGAUGGACAUGCCACGCAGGCCCAUCAACUUUGUGCCCGCGCAAUCGGGCGAGAUCCUCAAGCUAGGUCACAUAACAUGCAGAGUCAUGGAAGAUGGCUCGCGGACGGAUAACCGCAUCGGUAGCGCCGAAUUCACCGUCCCAGCUGGAACUGCGGGCCCUCCUGCGCAUUGGCACGAAAUGCACGACGAGACGUUCCUUGUUACUCAGGGUACCGUUCGCUUCCACGCACCCGACAACACCAUCGUUGACGCCAAAGUGGGCGACUACGUGACGGUACCCAUUCGCGCACCGCACACUUUCUCAAAUCCAUUUGACGUGGAGGCCAAGUUCUUCAACACGUUCACGCCUGCAUUUUAUAUCGACUACUUCAAGAUCUUGGCCGAGGUCAGCAAGAGUGAUGAGAAGAUGAGCAAGGAGAAGAACUUGGAGGUGAUGGCGAGGUUCGCGACGAUGCCCGCCAAGCCGCUUAUGGAUGAGGUCGCAAAGCAGAAAUAGCCCAGGAAGCCAUCGCGAAGAAGCAGCAAUAGUUGAUGUACAGAUUUUUCUGAGCCAAAGAACAUUUCCACAGCGGUGUAUCGAGUGCUUGAAAUUCCCUAAGCAGCACAAUUGCAUGACAUGGGACAACAAGGCUAUCU